AUGCUUGCCUCGACGCUGAAACGACCGCUCCCGUCUCUGCUGCUCUCUCGCUCUCCCGCAGCCCACCUCCAGCCGCUCCUCGCCCUCGCCACCUCCGGCCCCACCACCCCAGCACGAGGCCUGGGACGCGUUGCUCGCGGCGUACACCGGUCGGGCGCGCUCUCGCAUACACGGACUGGAGGCGGCGGAGGAGGCGGGGCCGGGACUGGAACGGCGACGAGCCAGGGAGAGUGGAGCGAGCGGAGUAGGGAGGAGAGCGAGAGGAGACGACGCUCGCCCAGGGAGUUGGUGGCGCAUUUGGACCAGUAUGUGGUUGGACAGGAGAAGGCUAAGAAGGUCCUUGCUGUCGCAACAUACAACCAUUACGCUCGACUCGCUCAGCUCUCUUCCCACUCCGACUCGAUUUCAGGCGAGCCCGCCCCUCCGACCGGCGCACAAGUCAUCCCCGCCUUGCGACCCGUCACCGCCGCACCUCUCGCCUCGCUCAUGCACGGCUGGGUCGAGAUCCGACCUUCAGCGAAGCAGUUCAAGGCCUUGAAGGAAUCGUUGAAGCGGGCGGGAGUGGCGAUUGACCUGGGAAAUUUUGAGGGAGACGGAGCGAAGCCGAAGAAGGGGAAGAAGGCGGCGAAGAAGGAGGAGGAGGCCGAAGCUGAGGAGGGAGACGAGCCGAAGGACAAGGCGGUUGCGACGAAGAAGGACGGCGAGGCGGAGGAGGGCGCGGAGGAAGCGAAGCCGGCGAAGUCGACACGGAGACGAAGAACGACAGCGGAGGAAGACGACGACACGGCUCCGUCCAAUCCCAGCCGACGCUUCUACCGAACGGCCGACGACGGUCUCGCCAUCAUCGAGUCGCCGCCCAGCACGCCCCUCACCGACAUCUUCCCCAUCCUCCAGCGACCCUCCAUCUUCGUCAUCAACGAGCAGGACGUGCCUCUCUCUGGACCCGGCCUCACGGAGCUAUCGUCGCGCGUGAUUCCCUGGGAUCCCUCAGAGGACAAGUUGCCGAAGGAGGAAGAUGAGAAGAAGGCGGCCUCGUCCUCGAAGCAGGACCGACCACCCGUCGACGACUUGCCUUCCCCUUCCGACCUCCUCACCGACUUCCUCGGCCAACGUCCCGGCCAACCUCUCCCACCUCGCCCAUCCGCAUCCUCCCAGAAUCCUCUCUUCGAGAAGUCCAACGUUCUCCUCCUGGGCCCGACCGGCUCGGGCAAGUCGCUCCUCGUUCGAACGCUCGCGAAAGUGCUGGACGUCCCGUUUGCGAGCGCCGAGGCGACGAGCAUGACGAGUGCGGGAUACGUGGGCGAGGACGUCGAGAACUGUAUUGCGCGGUUGCUCGAGGCGGCGGAUGGAGAUGUCGAGAAGGCCUCGCGAGGCAUCGUCUUCAUCGACGAGAUUGACAAGAUCUCUUCGUCGAGGGGUCUCUCGAAGGACGUUGGCGGCGAAGGCGUCCAGCAGGCCUUACUGAAGAUGCUGGAGGGCACGAGCAUCAACGUGUCGGAGUACGGCUACAACCCGCCGAAUGCGGGCAUGUUCGGGAUGCGGAGAGGGCCAAUGCGGGAAGCGGUCAUUGUUGACACUACGAACAUCCUCUUCAUCGUCGCUGGAGCUUUCGUCGGCCUCGAGAAAAUCAUCCAGUCCCGCCUCGCAAAGGGCAGCAUCGGUUUCACCAGCCGCAUCGCGCCUACACCCUCUCAAUCCAUUAACUCGCCCGACUCAGCGACCACUUUCUCUCCCUCGAACCCUUCGACUUUCCUGAGCGGCACCAGCGGGAAGGGAGCCGAUGGCAAGCAGCAGGACUUGAGUCACCUGCUCGACCAGUGUGAGCCGGACGACCUGGCUUUGUUUGGCCUCAUCCCCGAGUUCAUCGGGCGCAUCCCGAUUACCGCGGCACUCAAGACGCUUACCGAGGAGGACUUGCUUCGAGUCCUGCAGGAGCCGAAGAACGCUCUCGUCAAGCAAUACACCGAGCUCUUUGCAGCAAGCGGCGUCCAGCUCCUCUUCACGACUCCCGCUCUUCGCGCCGUCGCCGCAUUGGCAGUCAAGAAGCAGACUGGCGCUCGCGGUCUCCGACGAAUCAUGGAGCAAGCCCUGCUCGACAGCAUGUACGAGAUACCGGACUCGUCGAUCAAGUAUUGCCUGAUCACGGCCGACGUCGUGGAAGGGAAGGAACCCGCCAAGUACUACUCGCGCAGCCAGAAACAUAUGUUUGAACUCGACUACACGGCGGAGGAGGAGGCAGGCGAGGAGCCGCAGGGAGGUGUUGCCGAGAAGAAGCGCGCUGCAGCCUAG
Molecule: messenger RNA, 2289 nt
Organism: Rhodotorula toruloides NP11
Lineage: Eukaryota; Fungi; Basidiomycota; Microbotryomycetes; Sporidiobolales; Sporidiobolaceae
Product: ATP-dependent Clp protease ATP-binding subunit ClpX
Exons: 8
Coding region: 1-2289 (762 amino acids)
Biological process (GO): protein catabolic process; proteolysis
Cellular component (GO): mitochondrial matrix
Molecular function (GO): ATP binding; ATP hydrolysis activity
Source: RefSeq, a predicted model, not a curated record